Oryctolagus cuniculus (rabbit) is the source of this 2166-nucleotide messenger RNA. RefSeq names its product serpin family D member 1 (gene SERPIND1). NCBI's taxonomy places the organism in Eukaryota, Metazoa, Chordata, Mammalia, Lagomorpha, Leporidae. Gene Ontology annotation, biological process: blood coagulation; negative regulation of endopeptidase activity. Gene Ontology annotation, molecular function: serine-type endopeptidase inhibitor activity. The record is from RefSeq and is marked provisional.
ACACUGAAAGCCUGCUGGUGAUCUUAGCGGAUUUUGUCUCUGAAACGCUACUUCUCUGAAGCACAGAGCUCUGCAAAAAUGCAACAUCGACCCCACCUGCUUCUCAUUUCUCUCACCAUAAUGUCUGUGUGUGGUGGGAGCAACGGUCUCACAGAUCAGCUGAAUAACAAGAACCUGACCAUGCCCCUGCUGCCAAUCGAGUUCCACAAGGAAAACACAGUCACCAAUGACUGGAUUCCAGAGGGGGAGGAGGACGACGACUACCUGGACCUGGAGAAGUUACUCAGUGAAGAUGACGACUACAUAGACAUCAUCGACGCUGUUUCCCCGACCGACUCGGAAGCCAGCGCCGGGAACAUCCUGCAGCUCUUCCAAGGCAAGAGCAGGAUCCAGCGUCUUAACAUCCUCAAUGCAAAGUUUGCUUUCAGCCUUUACCGAGCACUGAAGGACCAGGCCAACGCUUUUGAUAACAUCUUUAUAGCGCCUGUGGGCAUUUCUACUGCCAUGGGGAUGAUCUCCUUGGGUCUGAAGGGGGAGACCCAUGAACAGGUGCACUCCGUUUUGCAUUUUAGAGAUUUUGUUAACGCCAGCAGCAAGUAUGAGAUCCUGACCAUUCAUAACCUCUUCCGGAAGCUGACGCAUCGCCUCUUCAGGAGGAACUUUGGGUACACACUGCGGUCAGUCAAUGACCUCUACGUCCAGAAGCAGUUUCCCAUCCGGGAGGACUUCAAGGCUAAAGUAAGAGAGUAUUACUUUGCUGAGGCCCAGGCGGCUGACUUCUCGGACCCUGCUUUUAUAUCAAAAGCCAACAACCACAUCCUAAAGGUCACCAAGGGCCUCAUUAAAGAAGCGUUGGAGAACGUAGACCCUGCUACUCAGAUGAUGAUUCUGAACUGCAUCUACUUCAAAGGAACCUGGGUGAAUAAGUUCCCCGUGGAAAUGACACACAACCACAACUUCCGGCUGAAUGAAAGGGAGGUGGUCAAGGUUUCUAUGAUGCAGACCAAGGGUAACUUCCUCGCAGCAAAUGACCAGGAGCUGGACUGUGAUGUCCUCCAGCUGGAGUACGUAGGGGGCAUCAGCAUGCUAAUUGUGGUCCCACAUAAGCUGUCGGGGAUGAAGACCUUGGAAGCACAGCUGACACCCCAGGUGGUGGAGAGAUGGCAAAAAAGCAUGACAAACAGAACCCGAGAGGUGCUCCUUCCUAAAUUCAAGCUGGAGAAGAACUACAACCUGGUGGAGGCCCUGAAGUCAAUGGGGGUCACGGAGCUGUUUGACAAAAACGGCAACAUGUCAGGAAUUUCAGACCAAGGGAUCACCAUGGACCUGUUCAAGCACCAAGGCACCAUCACGGUGAACGAAGAGGGCACCCAAGCUGCAGCUGUGACCACGGUGGGGUUCAUGCCACUGUCCACCCAAGUCCGCUUCACAGUGGAUCGCCCCUUUCUGUUCCUGGUCUACGAGCACCGCACCAGCUGCCUGCUCUUCAUGGGGAGAGUGGCCAACCCUGUCAGGUCUUAGGGUGGAGCUCUGGGCAUCUGAUGUGUUUUGGGGAUGUGCUGUGGUUCUGUUUCUAUUCCAACAACGAGGACACAGAUUUUUGGCACCAUGACUUCCGUGGUCUAUGCCUCCAAUCUGAACCCAAGGCCAAACGAGAGGAGAAAUUUGCUAAGGACUGAGAAGCAGGUGGGAAUCAAUCCUACAGAGUAAAUCACGCCGAGAAUCCACAGAAGACAGGUCACUGCAGCAUGCAGCUGCUCCCCCAAGGGUCUCACCAAGAGCCAGACCACCUUCCUGCCCCUUCCUCCAAGCACACCUGCACAGUACGCCCUGGGCACCUCCUUCCCAGGCAGCCUGCAGGGUAUACCUACUUCCGUCACUCAAAGCCUUUCUCAACUAGGGCCCCUUUCUGAGCACAGAAAUGAGGAGUGUGACAAAGUGUUCACCAUCUGUGAUGUUCCCAAGGGAGAAGCAACCUUGAGACAGACAGGCGUGGAGUGCCCUGGGCUAACGGUACGGUUUAAUUCUCUCAAGGCCCAACUUUCCAAAUCCACGUGAAGUCAUCUGUCCCUCCUGCUGGUGCCUCGCUGAGACCCAGAGGACAGUGCAGCAUGUGGCCAUGUCUUCCACCCUAAAGAUAAAUAAAUGUAGCCACUUUUCAUGUGA